Messenger RNA from Prunus persica (peach), 1528 nucleotides. Its product is annotated as probable indole-3-pyruvate monooxygenase YUCCA3. Lineage: Eukaryota; Viridiplantae; Streptophyta; Magnoliopsida; Rosales; Rosaceae. The record is from RefSeq and is a predicted model, not a curated record. Gene Ontology annotation, molecular function: N,N-dimethylaniline monooxygenase activity; flavin adenine dinucleotide binding; NADP binding. The coding region runs from base 1 to 1275 and encodes 424 amino acids. The transcript is spliced from 3 exons.
AUGGUUCCUCACUCAUUUGACCAAGAUGACCUUUUUGCUAGGAGAUGCAUUUGGGUGAAUGGACCUGUUAUAGUUGGGGCAGGUCCUUCAGGCCUAGCUGUUGGUGCUGGCCUUAAAGAACAGGGUGUCCCUUUCAUUAUCCUAGAAAGAGCCAAUUGCAUUGCUUCUCUUUGGCAAAAGCGCACAUAUGAUCGGCUCAAGCUUCACCUCCCCAAGCAAUUCUGCCAAUUACCCAAUUUCCCAUUCCCAGAGGACUUCCCAGAAUACCCCACUAAAAACCAGUUCAUCAACUACCUAGAGUCCUAUGCUCAACAUUUUGACAUCAGCCCCCAGUUCAAUGAGACAGUCCAGUCUGCCAAGUAUGAUGAGACCUUUGGUCUGUGGAGGGUCAAGACCAUUGUUUCAACAAGCAAUUCAAACCCCGCUGCUGCGGAGGUUGAGUACAUUUGCCGGUGGCUCGUGGUGGCCACCGGAGAGAACGCAGAGAAAGUAGUGCCAGAAUUCGAAGGCUUGGAAGAGUUUGGUGGCAAUGUCAUGCAUGUUUGUGACUACAAAUCUGGCGUGGCUUACCGUGGUAAGCAAGUACUAGUUGUUGGCUGUGGAAAUUCAGGCAUGGAAGUCUCUCUUGAUCUUUGCAAUCACAAUGCAAGCCCUUCAAUGGUGGUUCGGAGUUCGGUUCAUGUCUUGCCAAGGGAAAUUUGUGGAAAGUCAACAUUUGGAUUAGCAGUUUUGUUGAUGAAAUGGCUACCACUUUGGCUUGCUGAUAAGAUAUUGCUGAUACUGGCAUGGCUAAUAUUUGGAAAUCUUGAAAAAUAUGGUCUUAGAAGACCAUCUUUAGGGCCAUUGGAACUCAAGAACAUUUCAGGGAAGACCCCUGUGUUGGAUAUUGGUGCCUUACAGAAAAUAAGAUCUGGUGAGAUCAAGGUGGUCCCUGGAAUCAAGAGGUUUUCUCAUGGUAGAGUUGAACUUGUUGAUGGACAAAAUCUUGAGAUUGAUUCUGUCAUUUUGGCAACUGGGUAUCGCAGCAAUGUUCCUUCAUGGCUCAAGGAAAAUGAAUUCUUUUCAAGAGAAGGAAUUCCCAAGAAUUCAUUCCCAAAUGGGUGGAAAGGGAAAGGUGGGCUUUACGCAGUUGGGUUCACAAGGAGAGGACUAUCUGGAGCCUCACUAGAUGCCAUGGGAGUCUCACAGGACAUUGCCAAGAGCUGGAAAGAAGAAACCAAGCAGAAGAGGAAAUCUGUUGCAGCUAGACAUCGCAGAUGCAUUUCACAUUUCUAAAAUUUCAGAGUCACCAAAUUAUUUUUUAGUUUUUUUUCUUUUUUUUAUGUGUAUAAUUUGGUGACUGGUCCACCAAAACUGGGAUCAGUUUUGUGUAGAAAAUAAUGUAGAAUACAGAAAGGUAGCCCUCUCCUGUAGAAAACCUAACACAUCAAAAAUAAUUGGACAUAAAUUUGUCAAAGGAAGAUGAGGCUUAUUCUUUAUUUCCUAUGGAAUCUUGUAUUCAAAUUUAUUAAUAAUAAUCCAAUUCCCA